AGAAAGUACCAUGAUUGAAGCUCACGUUGACGUCAAGAGUACCGAUGGUUAUUUGCUUCAUCUAUUCUGUGUGGGUUUUACUAAAAAACGCAACAAUCAGAUUCAGAAGACCUCUUAUGCCCAGCACCAGCAGGUCCACCAAAUUCGGAAGAAGAUGAUGGAAAUCAUGACCCAAGAGGUGCAGACAAGUGACUUGAAAGAGGUGGUCAAUAAAUUGAUUCCAGACAGCACUGGAAAAGACAUAGAAAAGACUUGCCAAUCUAUUUAUCUGCUCCAUGGUGUCUUUGUUAGAAAAGUAAAAAUGCUGAACAAGCCCCAGUUUGAAUUGGGAAAACUCAUGGAGCAACAUGGUGAAGGUAGUAGUUCUGGGACUUCCCUGGUGGCACAUUCUGGAAAAGCUACUGGGGAUGAGGCAGGUGCUAAAGUUGAAUGAGUUGAUGGAUAUUAGCUGCCAGUCCAAGAAUCUGUUUAA
Messenger RNA from Balaenoptera ricei (Rice's whale), 472 nucleotides. Its product is annotated as small ribosomal subunit protein eS1-like. Gene Ontology annotation, biological process: translation. NCBI's taxonomy places the organism in Eukaryota, Metazoa, Chordata, Mammalia, Artiodactyla, Balaenopteridae. Gene Ontology annotation, cellular component: cytosol; ribosome. The transcript is spliced from 2 exons. The record is from RefSeq and is a predicted model, not a curated record. Gene Ontology annotation, molecular function: structural constituent of ribosome.